Molecule: messenger RNA, 1528 nt
Organism: Xiphophorus couchianus (Monterrey platyfish)
Lineage: Eukaryota; Metazoa; Chordata; Actinopteri; Cyprinodontiformes; Poeciliidae
Gene: c12h2orf68
Product: chromosome 12 C2orf68 homolog
Exons: 4
Coding region: 148-630 (160 amino acids)
Source: RefSeq, a predicted model, not a curated record
CCAGUCUGUGUGAACGCCGGGAAUGGUACAAUUGGACAACAAUUUAUGGGCAGUUAGCUUGCUUAGCUUUUGUCAGAGCUUUGAUUGAAAUUUAUUGUAAUAAAUACGUUAUAAAUACUGCAUUUCACAUUAAAACUAUUUGACGAAAUGGAUAUUUUGAGAGACGAAGGAGUGCAUAAACCCGGUGGUCGUUUGGACAUGAACCACGGCUUCCUUCACCAUAUCCGCAGGAACCAAAUUGCUAGAGAUGACUAUGAUAAAGAAGUAAAGCAGGCUAAAGAGCUACAGAGGCGGAGGCACACGACAACCCCUAGAAGACCUCGUCGACCCGACAUCCAGGUGUACCAUCCGAGACAAAGGCGUGGCUCAGAACCAGAAACUGGUGUCGAUCCCGAAGAGUGGAAUGAGAGUGGGUCGAGCACAGAGACUGAAAUCCACAGGACAGAACUCUUCUGGCUCGACUAUCAGGAGGACUCUGGAGUCAUCACUUCUUUCUUGGUGCACAAGGAGGAUAAGCCUGAGAAGGUGGUGGAGCGUGUUUCAGAGAAGAACGUCUUGGAUGCUGCAAUGAGAGCAGCUUUGGAGGUUCGAAUUCGAAAGGAAAUUGAUAAAAGACGAGACAACCGGUGAUGGGGGUCAACAAACAGCAGAUUUAAAAGACAAAGCUGUUAAAGUCACAGUUCUGUGCUCCUGCUUUUGUGUGGUUUGAGCACAACGAGGAUCCUGCUGUCAUUUACAGUGACACUUGGCAGAGGUGACAUGAAGACAAGCCAUGUGUUGGUUAAGAAGGAGAAGGAAAAGCACUUAUCACUCCAUUAGGUUUACAUGAAUAUCAAAUGAACAUGUUCUUGGUUUUAUUUGUUUAGAAGCAUCUACUUUUUUUUGGUACCAGAAAGAAAAGAAAAAAAAGAUUGUUGCCAUGGAGCUUUGGUGUAUAAGCGAUGUCUUGGUUCUGAAAAUGAGAAGUUUGUCUUGUUUAGUAGCGGCCACAACAUUGUUUAGGUGGUAACUCUGUUUUGUAGUUUCCAGUUGUGUUAUUUAUUACAAGUUGUGAAAAUACUAUUAUUUUUGAUACUAUGACACAUUUUGACAGCUGAAUUUUUUGAAUAAAAGAUUACAUUAGCUUAAAAGCCAUUUAUAGUUUUCCAAUAGAGUCAGGAUAAUGUCCCCUGUUAUUGACUCACCCACCCUUAGCUGUGACUCUUCAUUCAUUUUGUCGAGGUGACAUUUUUGCAGGAAACAUAAGCUCUGACUAAAGAAAUGUUCUGAGUUAAAUGAUUUACAUGAAAUCCUCAGCAGGUGGCAGCAACUGUCAGUUUUAUGACUACCCUGCUUCUUCUAUAUUGUCUCAAACUAUUUCUAUAAUUGCUAGUCAAAUUUUUGAUCUCUAGGUCUUGGUUGAAAAGAUACAUUUCCUUUUACUAGAAAUUGUAUAUAAAAUGUAGAGUAAAGGUGAUGGCUUUUACAUUGUUUCAAUCUAAAAAUCCACCUUUACUCUGACACCCCUGAAUAAAUCUUUUAACAAAUU